Molecule: messenger RNA, 2936 nt
Organism: Nannospalax galili (Upper Galilee mountains blind mole rat)
Lineage: Eukaryota; Metazoa; Chordata; Mammalia; Rodentia; Spalacidae
Gene: Vegfa
Product: vascular endothelial growth factor A
Exons: 5
Coding region: 725-1138 (137 amino acids)
Biological process (GO): positive regulation of endothelial cell proliferation; vascular endothelial growth factor signaling pathway; positive regulation of protein phosphorylation
Cellular component (GO): membrane
Molecular function (GO): growth factor activity; heparin binding; chemoattractant activity
Source: RefSeq, a predicted model, not a curated record
UGUGGGACUGGGGGCAGGGGGUUCAGGGAAGGGUGUUAGACUCUGGAACAGGUGGUCUGGGCCCUUGCCUGGGAAGCUCUUGGUAGAAGGAGCUGAACUGAGGUUGGGGGUGAGGAGAUGAGGUGUAUGUGUUGGAGGGUCUUGUCUACUUUGGGGAAGAAGAUGCCUGCAUUUCACAGCCCAGGUUCUCAACCGAUUGACCAUUUCCUCUGCUUUGCUGACCUUUGCCCCUUGGGCUCAACAAGGGGCUGAUGCCUGUGACAAGAGCCCUUCUCUUCCUCCCUCUAAGAGAGCCUGCAGGCUUUCCCCGCUUGAGGGUUCUGUUUGGGAAGCUGGAUAGGACUGGUCUGUGGAGAGUGAAAAGCCAGUCUUGGGUUGCUACUUAGUGAUGGGGUGGAUCUUGGCCCAGACAGGGUGGAGAGUGGGAGGGGGCUCUGAGACAUGGGGUGGGUAGUUCUUAGGUAGUUUCUAGAGAUCGGGGUAAAGUUUGGAGGGGAUGAAGGAGGGGAAGGGAUGGGGAAUGGUGAGAAUCCAGGACCUGAAUUCCCAGCCUGGCCAACCCUUGCAGCCAUAUCAGCCCUCAAGAAGAGCAGGGGCUCUUUGAGGGGCUCCUUGGGGCCAGCAGGGCUGGGGGAGUUGGGGUGGCCCGAGGCUCUUUUCUGGUAGAGCCUUGGUUCCCUAGCUCCACCAUCUAUCCCUGCUCAAUAGAACUCCUGGGUGCUAAAUGGCAGGAGCCCUGGGGUGUCCCAUCUGGGUAUGGCUGGCUGGGUCACUAACCUCUGUGAUCUGCUUCCUCCCCCUGCAGAUCAUGCGAAUCAAACCUCACCAAAGCCAGCACAUAGGAGAGAUGAGCUUCCUACAGCACAACAGAUGUGAAUGCAGACCAAAGAAAGACAGAACAAGGCUAGAAAAAAAAUCAGUUCGAGGAAAGGGAAAGGGGCAAAAACGAAAGCGCAAGAAAUCCCGGUUUAAGUCCUGGAGUGUUCACUGUGAGCCUUGCUCAGAGCGGAGAAAGCAUUUGUUUGUCCAAGAUCCGCAGACGUGUAAAUGUUCCUGCAAAAACACAGACUCGCGUUGCAAGGCGAGGCAGCUUGAGUUAAACGAACGUACUUGCAGAUGUGACAAGCCAAGGCGGUGAGCCAGGCAGAAAGGAGCCUCCCUCAGGGUUUCGGGAACCAGACCUCUCACCAGAAAGACCGACUAACUAUGUCGCCGCCACCACACCGUCAUCGUCACUGUUGUCACCAACGACAGAACAGUCUUUAAUCCAGAAAACCCGACAUGAAGGAAGAGGAGACUGCGCAGAGCACUUUGGGUCCGGAGGGCGAGACUCCGGCAGAAGCAUUCCCGGGCGGGUGACCAAGCACGGUCCCUCGUGGAAUUGGAUUCUUCAUUUUCUUUUUUUUGCUGCUAAAUCACCAAGCCCGGAAGAUUAGAGAGUUUUAUUUCUGGGAUUCCUGUAGACACACCUACCCACAUACAUACAUUUAUAUAUAUAUUAUAUAUUUUUAUUCUUUUUUUAAAUUAACUUUGCUAAUGUUAUUGGUGUCUUCACUGGAUGUAUUUGACUGCUGUGGACUUGAGUUGGGAGAAGAAUGUCCCUACUCGGAUCCUGACAGGGGAGAAGAUGGAAUGAGAGACUCUGGUGUGGAGGCCGAGGAACUCUCCCCUGCCAGGGAACAUGCAAGGCCAGGGCACGGGGGCACAUUCGGCUCACUUCCAGAAACAUGACAAACCCAUCCCUGGCCCUGAGUCAAGAGGACAGAAUGACAGAUACAGAGACAAGGAUGCUGGCUCCCCCCAGGAGUUUGGGGAGCCUCAGGACACUUCAUGCUUUGUGGACCCCCGCUAUAUGCUGCAAAAGCAUCUUGCCCCUAGGGGCACUGCCUGAAAGAAUCAGGAGCCUGGCCAGCCCUCAGCUGCUCUCGUCCGCUUCCAAGGCUCCCAGGAGGCCUUCCAUAGGUGUUUUGGCUAAAGAGAAGAGACGCUGGUAGAAGUCAAGGCCUGGUGACAGCUUCUCCUGGGAACCCCUGGUCUUCUCCCUGCCCUACUUCCUGGGUACAGCCCAGGAGGACCUCAUGUACUCAGACCAUUGAAACCACUAGUUCUGUCCCCAGGAGACCUGGCUGUGUGUGUGAGUGGCUAACCCUCCCCCAUCCCAUCCCAUCCCUUCCCGAGGCACAGAGCAGUGGGGCUGGACCCACAUGCCCCUCACGGAGGCAGAGAAAAGAGAAAGUGUUUUAUAUACGGUACUUAUUUAAUAGCCCUUUUUAAUUAGAAAUUAAAACAGUUAAUUUAAUUAAAGAGUAGGGUUUUUUUCAGUAUUCUUGGUUAAUAUUUAAUUUCAACUAUUUAUGAGAUGUAUCUCUUGUGCUCUCUAGCUCUCUUAUUUGUAUUGGAUUUUUUGUGUAUGAAAUCCAUGUUUCUAAUCUCUCUCUCCCUGAUUGGUGACAGUCACUAGCUUGUCCUGAGACGAUAUUUAAUUUUGCUAACACUCAGCUCUGCCCUUCCCUUUUCCCCACCACACAUUCCUUUGAAAUAAGGUUUCAAUAUACAUUUACAUACUAUAUAUAUAUUUGGCAACUUGUGUUUGUAUAUAAAUAUAUAUAUAUAUAUAUGUUUAUGUAUAUAUGUGAUUCUGAUAAAAUAGACAUUGCUAUUCUGUUUUUUAUAUGUAAAAACAAAACAAGAAAAAAUAGAGAAUUCUACAUACUAAAUCUCUCUCCUUUUUUAAUUUUAAUAUUUGUUAUCAUUUAUUUAUUGGUGCUACUGUUUAUCCAUAAUAAUUGUGGGGGAAAAAAAGAUAUUAACAUCACGUCUUUGUCUCUAGUGCAGUUUUCCGAGAUAUUCCGUAGUACAUAUUUAUUUUUAAACAACAACAAAGAAAUACAGAUAUAUCUAAAAAAAGCAUUUUGUAUUAAAGAAUUGAAUUCUGA